This is a messenger RNA of Chrysoperla carnea, 1740 nucleotides long. RefSeq names its product zinc finger protein 91-like. Gene Ontology annotation, molecular function: zinc ion binding. The record is from RefSeq and is a predicted model, not a curated record. The transcript has 2 exons. Gene Ontology annotation, cellular component: nucleus. The coding region runs from base 9 to 1475 and encodes 488 amino acids. NCBI's taxonomy places the organism in Eukaryota, Metazoa, Arthropoda, Insecta, Neuroptera, Chrysopidae.
GAUUAAAAAUGGAUGUGAAAUAUGUUUUAGUUUCUGAUUUUGAGAAAGUUUGUCGUAUUUGUAUGAAAUUUGACAAAACUUUCUUGUCAAUAAACUCGUUUCAAAUAAUUGAUAUGAUAAUAGCAUGUGCUUCUGUACAGAUUUGGGAAAAUGAUGAUCUACCAAAUCAAAUAUGUGAUGGAUGCUUUCUUCAAUUACAAAAUACCAUUAAUUUUAAACAGCUAUGUGAAAAUUCAGAUGUUGCAUUUCGUCAAAUUAUUGAACAGAGUAAGAACAAAAUAUGGAAUAAUCAAAAUGAAUUGGACAACGUAAAAAAAGAAGAUGCGGAAAGUCUUAAUUUUCCUGUUUACGUCAAAGAAGAAAAUGAUGAUGAAAACGUUAUAAAUCUGAGCAAGGAUGAUACAAAAAAGUCCAAACCAGACAAUAUUGAAGAAAAGUCGGAGAUUAAAAACGAAAGUAAGUCAGAAUUGAAUAAAACAAGGACUAGGAAGAAAAUUAUUCAAUAUCAAUUUGAUGAAGAAAGUAAUGGAUUUGAUGAUGUAAAAGACGAAAAUGAUGCCGAUUAUGAUAGUGAAAGUGAAAGUGAAAAGCCCAAUUCAGGAGAACAAUCACAUGUGAAUAAUUACAAAUACAAUUGUGAAACAUGUACUAAAUCAUUUAAAAAAGUCGAUGCACUUGGUUGGCACAUGAAAAAUAUUCAUAACGCAGAAGGUUUGCAAUGUGGAAGUUGUUCUCUAAUUUUUUACCAUUCGUUACAUUUAAAUGCCCAUGAAAAAUCACAUAACCAGUGUAGUAUUUGUAAUUUAUCGUUUUUAACACGAAGAAAAUUAAACACACACAUAUUAACGCAUAAAAAUACGUUAAAAUGUGAUUCAUGUGAGGAAAAAUUUCGUAAACAGCGUGAUUUGAAAAAGCACAUGCGUAAAAUGCAUCCGAAAAUGAAACAACCAAGAAAGAGAUCCCAGUACGAGAAACAAGAUGUAAGUUGUGAGCUUUGUGGUAAAAUCGUACGUCGACGUAACUUAUCCAAACAUAUGUUAUCACACAGAGAACGUAAUAAUCUUAAUUGUCGGUAUUGUGAAAAAGCAUUUUUAUCACCUGAAGCACUUAAGGAGCACAUGGAAGUUGCCCACAAGAAAUGUGUAUGCGAUCAUUGUGGUCUUAGGCUACGUCCUAAUCAAUUAAAAACACAUUUAUUAACGCACACAAAAGAGCGUCCUCAUGCUUGUGAUCGAUGCGAUAAGACUUACAGUCAAAAAUGCCAAUUGAAACAGCAUAUAUCACGUAUUCAUUUGAAUGAACGGAAAUUUGUUUGUACGUUCUGUUCACAGGCAUUUUUUGAUAAGAAAUGUUUAUUGAAUCAUGUAAGACGACAUACUGGUGAAAAACCAUUUAAAUGUCAAAUGUGUGAAAAAAGAUUUAUACAAAAAGUUGCUUUAGAUGUUCACAUGAAAACGCAUACGAAUUCCAUUUAAAAUGUACCAAGAGGGGGGAAUAAGUAAAUUGAGUCUGGAAUCCAACAUUAAAGUACUUAAAACAUAUACAAGAACUAACAAAACGCUAAUUGGUAUAAUUGCUUGCUGCUACUUGCAAGUUGUCUUGCAAGAAGUAAAUUGGACUUGGAGAACGAAUAUAAUUGCAAGAUUCAUCUACAUCUAUGGAAUAGUUACUCAGGGAUGUGCUGCAUUUAUAUAAAAAUGAAAACUGAUUUUAGAACAGAUUGCAAGCGUGUACUUUUAG